AUGCAGACAGUAGCGGACGAAGGCAAUCGCGUAUUAAAGAAGCAGAGGAUCUGUGUGUCACAGAUUGAGCGCCACCUCGACGAGCUCCUGACACAUGUCGAAAGGACCAAGCAGCAGCUCGAAGAGCGGCAGAAAGAGCUUUGUCGCAAGAAGAACCGCCGAGCGUUGAAUGCGAGUGUUACAGAUACCGAAGGAUAUCGAGAUGUUAAGACCAAAGGAUUGAGACAAGUUUCGGACAGUGUUGGAGCCGAGUUGCCGUGUAAUUCGGAGAAGUCCGAGGUCGAGUCGAAGGAUGUGGAAGUUAAGAAGCAGGACAAUGAAGUGGAGUUCAUUAUUACGAACUUUAUAGAGCGGGCACAACAUCUGAAAUCUGAAAAGCACAUUGCGAGUGAGCUGAAGUUGAUGCACGCGUUGCUGUCCAAGUAUUCAAAGCACAUUGACAAGAAUCUUUGUACAGAUAUUGCCAAGGUAUGCCGCACGAAUGAGAUCGACCAGAAACUUGUCUGUCGUUUUGUGGCAGAAUAUCUGUAUCAAGACGGACAGAUGAAGGCGGCGGAUGCUUUGUGCAAGGAGGCAGAACUCAAACUGCUACCAACGUAUAGGGACUGUUUUGUCGAGUUACACCGGAUCUUAAAAGCAAUACAGAUGCGUGAUGUGCAGCCGGCACUCGAUUGGGCGCGGAACAACCGUAAGGAAUUACGGCUGAUGGACGUUGAUAUCGAGUUCCAAUUGGUUCGACUCAAGUACGUGGACAUUCUCGAGUCCUCGCUGGACAUGAUGGAUGCAGUUAGCUUCGCUAAAAAAGAACUAGCAUCUUUUCAUCAGACGCAUGCCGAAGAGGUGGGCGUGUUGAUGAGCUGCAUGCUUUACAAAGGGAGACUCGAAGAAUCACCGUACCGGAAUCAUUUUAGUGAUAAUCGCUGGAAGGAAAUUUACGACGCUGUGAUCCGGGCAUGUUGUCGCCUUCGUCGAGUUCCGUACCGGUCAUAUCUCGAAACAUGCUUGUCAGCCGGUAUACCCGCGCUGCGUUCGAUGCGAAAGCUAGCGUCUGUCAUGGAUAGUAAGCUCGCGGACUGGGACAGUAUGGAGGAACUUCCUGUGGAGAUCCCUAUUGCAAAAGAGCUUCGGUUUCACAAUGUGUUCUCGUGUCCCGUGUCGAAGGAAGAAAGCACUCCCGAGAACCCGCCAAUGCUGCUGAAAUGUGGUCACGUGAUCUGCCGUUCGUGUGUCAAUCGGUUUUCCUUCCAAAAGACUCGACGAUUCAAGUGUCCCACUUGCCCCGUUGAACAAACAGAAAGUGAAACGCGCGAGCUUUUCUUCUAA
Molecule: messenger RNA, 1323 nt
Organism: Peronospora matthiolae
Lineage: Eukaryota; Oomycota; Peronosporomycetes; Peronosporales; Peronosporaceae
Source: the annotation of a GenBank genome assembly